CCUUGACAACUUUUAAACGUUGAAGGACAUGUUACGAGAUUACUUUCAUAUACAAGACACUAAUAUUUACUGAUUGGAUCUCGCAAAACCGUUCAGAUAUCAUCAUCACCUGUCUAUUGCUGUUAAUAAGCCCAGUUGUUUAGUCAAAGUGAAGAACAACUUUGUUCACAACCUUUUAAAUUAAUGGACAGCUUAGAUCAUCAAUAUGAAGUUGAAAGCUUACGUUCAAACUUGUUAACAGCGAAUAGUGUUGCAACUGAAUUAGAAGCUAAACUGAAUGAUUUACGUAUGAAAUACGAUACAGAUUGUUGUAAAUAUGAAGAAAAGAUUCAAAUUUUAACAGAACGAUAUGAAAGACUGAUGUCAAGUCAUCAACGAUUGAGUAAACUAAAUCAUGAAUUAGAAGAACGUCUUUUGAAUACUAUCGAGAAGUCAACAUCUGAGAUACAACAGUUAACUGAAGAAUUGGAAUCGACUAAAAAUGCUCUAAGGCACUCUCAACAAUCCUUAAAUACUAUUACACAAGAAAGGGAUCGUUGUAAAGAAGACUGUAUUUCAGCAGUUAGAUUACUUCAAGCUAAUCCAAAUCAAUUCUUAUCAGAAUUACCACGACCUUCUUAUAGAGAUAUUGCAUGGAAUAUAUGGUUCUAUGCAUCUCCAUCAGAUGAAAAUAAACAGAUAUUAUCAAAUUUAAACAAUGGUGAUUGUUCUCAAGGUGCAAGUAGCUCGUUAAUUUCUUCAAACAGAACAUCAAUUUUUUCAACAUUUUUACCAACAUUUCCACCUGUUGGUUUAUUCAAUGGUUUACAAAUGGAGAGUAAUUCAUAUAAUAAUGUAUCUAAUAACAAUAAUACGAAUAAUAAUAAUAACAAUAACUAUGCACUAUCAGAUAAUCCAGGUGUUUUAAAAUCUUCUCUCAUCAAAUCUACAUUAUCGUCGAAAUCUAGUGCAAUAGUUGAUUUAUAAUAAUUCAUUAUUAUUAUAUGUACAGAUAUUGAUACUUUCUGCCUUAUUUAAGUGUACUUACUAGUUCUUUCUGUCUUUUGUUUAAAUUUCAAUUUUUUUUUCAUUAACCUAACACCUAAUCCUCACCAUCAACCCAUCCCCCACCAGAUAUGAGCUGUUCUGUGAUUGACGUUUUGUUUUUGGUAAAACAAUGUUUCGUUAAUCUACUCACAUAUUCUUCGUUUUCAUUGUUACUGUGAUCCCCGGUAGCUUAUCUUUUAUGUCUGUGAAAUCAUAUGAUGAAUAGAGCUUACGUGUAUACGAUAGUUAACUAAAACAAACAAUAAAGAUGAAUAGUUCAAGGUUUGUUGAAAUAUUUGCCGCUACAUUUAACGAAGGUGAUGGUUAGCUAUAAAAAUAU
Messenger RNA from Trichobilharzia szidati, 1366 nucleotides. NCBI's taxonomy places the organism in Eukaryota, Metazoa, Platyhelminthes, Trematoda, Strigeidida, Schistosomatidae. The record is from the annotation of a GenBank genome assembly.